This is a messenger RNA of Acanthopagrus latus (yellowfin seabream), 2151 nucleotides long. RefSeq lists its product as uncharacterized. Gene Ontology annotation, biological process: negative regulation of endopeptidase activity. The coding region runs from base 53 to 1330 and encodes 425 amino acids. Lineage: Eukaryota; Metazoa; Chordata; Actinopteri; Spariformes; Sparidae. Gene Ontology annotation, cellular component: extracellular region. Gene Ontology annotation, molecular function: cysteine-type endopeptidase inhibitor activity. The record is from RefSeq and is a predicted model, not a curated record. The transcript is spliced from 7 exons.
ACCAGAGAACAAACUUCACUUUAAACCAGCUCCUGUCUGAACCUCCGCCACCAUGGACAAAUCCAUCUGCACAGUAUUGCUGCUAUUAUCCUUGCUAUCCAUUCACACUGUUUGUGAGGGUUUUGCACUGGCACCAAUUGAACUUGCUCCCAUCCCCUGUAAUGACAAGGCAGUGGAGAAGCUGUCUCGUCUGGCUGUCACUUACAUCAAUGAGGACCGCAACAACGGCUAUAAGUUCGCCCUCAACCGCAUUGCAAACGUCCACCUGCACGCUCAGGGCCCAGCGGGCAAUGUCUAUUACCUGGACCUGGAUGUCCUUGAGACCAAGUGUCACAUAGGCAGCCCAAAACCAUGGAAACGCUGUGACGUCAGACCAUUCAUGGAAACACAAAUCGCUGGAAACUGUAACACCACUAUUCUCCACACGCCAGAGGGAUACUCCUACCUGUACAGCUAUGAGUGCAUUCUUGUCCCAGACCCCCCAGAGAAGCUCCAGCAGACCUGUCCAACCUGCCCCCUCCUGCUGCCUGUAGACAGCCUGCAGGCCGUGGACGCUGCUCGGCUCACUCUGGCAUCCUAUAAGAGACAGUCCUCACUGGCUGCAGGGCUGGGUGUGAAGAGGAUCACCAGAGCUGCAGCCCAGGCUGUGCCAGUGAAAGCCAGCUUUGUGGAGUAUACGGUCCAAGAGUGCCCAGAGGGAGUGACAGCGAAAGGCACCUGCCAGCGACUGACAAUCGAAUCUGACACAGAGACUGCAGGUUUCUGUGCAGGAUCUGUGCUCGGAGAAGUCCAUCCUGAAGUUCAUGUGGCCUGCGAGAUGUUCAAAGUGCAGAAUGUGGACAUCCUCAGACCAGUGCAGCCUCAGGGUCACGACCUCCCUCAAGAAGCUGUGAUCCCGACCUUCCCUCCUAUGGUCGAUGACCCGGUAAACGAUCCGCAGCCUGUUCCCUUUGAUCCCACACUGCCCCCUGUUGUUGAACCAGCGCCAAUUGACCCAAUGCCCACUCAGCCUCUGCCCUUUGACCCCACUGUUGUGCUUAACCCCUCCAACCCCCUGAGCUCAUCUUCCAGUGAGUCCGCUGAAGGUCUAGGGAACCAGCAACAGUCACCACCCGCUGCUGCUCCUUUUGAUUCAUCCUCUGAGGAGAUUGGAGGUCCCGUUGCACUUCGCCCACCCUUCAACUUCCGCUACCAGAGGCCUGAUCGCAAGAGACGGCAAGCCUUAACGGAGACCUCACCUUCUCACAACCCCAUUUUCCUGUCUGAUUUCCCCAGUGGGCCAUCUCCCUUCCGCUCUUGUCCUGGUCCUUCUCGAUACACCACAGUUUAACUGGUGCUGCACAGGAGUCCACUUAUUAAUAUUUAAUUUGUCCAGCGAGGGGGUUGACCGAUAAACUGCUCUGCUCCCUGUCACUGGAGGUUUGUAAUGAUUUGUGUUAAUGAAAGAACUGCUUUCUCCUUUCACUGGCUCUGAAAUUAGCCCUAUGCUCAUUGUAAUGUUGCUCACAAAGCAGAAAAAGCUACAGCUAAAUGUAUUUGCAGAUGGCUUCAAAUAUUUGAUAAAUUUGAAUAAAUCUUUGAAUCCACUGUCAACUGCCUGAAGAACCAACAAACCUAAACCUAAAAGACUGAAUAGGUCAGUUUCCAGUCGCUCCCACGACAACAUGUCAGUGACGGUUGUACUGGAAUUUCAUUAUACACUUGCCAUUUGGUUAGGUUUAGGCACAGAGUUUAUUUGGUUAAGUUUAGGGAAACUCCAUGGUUUGGGUAAAAAGAACCCUGUUGCCUAGGUUACUUCAGUUACAAAUGCCAACAUUACUAAAGUGAGUGCAUUUAUGUUAUAUACGAGACAUCACUUCCCUAACUUUAUUAAGUUAGUAAGUUAAAAUGAUGGUGCUUUCCAUUUGACCUCAGAAGUUUUUUCGAAUUCCCAGUCGGAAAUUUCAUCAACGCAUCUCAUCAAUCUGAGGCAGAUGGAAGUCCCCAUAACUCACUGUGUACUUUGGCUUUCACUGGACACAAACAGCGGCCUCCUUAUUGAAAGUCCUGUGCAGUUACUGUGUCAGUAUGGGUUGUAUUAAGAUGCUUCACAGUCAACCUAUCUGAUUGUGUAUGUGUGUACUUUUUGCAAUAAACUCAACUUAGCAGCAA